UCCGUUGCUCUGUUUGAUAAUCUUAUCUUAAGCCUUACUAAUGGAGAUAGACCCCAAAACUGAUUCUGAAGAUGACGUCCUCGUUCUGGUUAAGCAAGGAGCUGAAGCUAGAGUUUUCGAGUCACUGUUCGCGGGAAAAAGGUCCAUCGUCAAAGAACGUUUCUCCAAGAAAUACAGGCAUCCUUCUCUCGAUUCUAAGCUCACUCUCAAGCGCUUAAACGCGGAAGCUAGGUGCAUGACAAAGGCUCGGCGGCUGGGCGUUUUGACUCCGGUUCUUUACGCCGUCGACCCCGUGCUCCAUACCCUGACUUUCGAGUACGUGGAAGGCCCUUCCGUUAAAGACGUUUUCCUCGGAUUUGGCUCAAACGGAGUCGUUCAAGAACGUUUAGCCGAUAUAGCCACCCAAAUUGGCGACGCAAUAGGCAAACUCCACGACGGUGGACUUGUUCACGGUGACCUCACCACGUCAAACAUGUUAAUCAGAGAUGGAACUAAUAAGCUUGUCCUUAUCGACUUCGGUUUGAGCUUCACAUCAACGCUCCCAGAAGACAAAGCAGUUGACUUGUACGUGCUGGAACGAGCCUUGAUUUCAAUGCAUUCUUCGUGUGGGAAUGUGAUGGAUCUCAUACUUGCUGCAUACAAGAAGUCAUCGAAGCAGUGGUGUUCCACAUUGAACAAGCUAGCUCAAGUACGACAAAGGGGCCGCAAGCGCACAAUGGUAGGGGAAUCAGUUCAGAUUUUGAUUUAAUGCAAUGGAAAGAAA
Hibiscus syriacus is the source of this 763-nucleotide messenger RNA. RefSeq names its product EKC/KEOPS complex subunit bud32-like. Gene Ontology annotation, cellular component: cytosol; nucleus; EKC/KEOPS complex. NCBI's taxonomy places the organism in Eukaryota, Viridiplantae, Streptophyta, Magnoliopsida, Malvales, Malvaceae. Gene Ontology annotation, molecular function: ATP binding; protein serine/threonine kinase activity. Gene Ontology annotation, biological process: protein phosphorylation. The coding region runs from base 41 to 748 and encodes 235 amino acids. The record is from RefSeq and is a predicted model, not a curated record. The transcript is spliced from 6 exons.